Closterium sp. Naga37s-1 is the source of this 567-nucleotide messenger RNA. Lineage: Eukaryota; Viridiplantae; Streptophyta; Zygnematophyceae; Desmidiales; Closteriaceae. The record is from the annotation of a GenBank genome assembly.
AUGCUGGAACUGGUGGUGAUGCUGCUGGUGGAGGUGCUGGAGCUGCUGGUCCCGGAGGUGCUCAUCCUGGAGGCACUGGAGCUGCCGGAGCUGGUGGUACUACUGCUACUGGAGGUACUGGAGGUGCACGAGCUGCUGGUCCCGGAGGUGCUCCUGCUGGAGGUACUGCAGGUGCUGGAGCUGCAGGUCCUGGAGGUGCUUGUGCUGGAGGCACUGGAGCUACCGGAGCUGGUGGUGCUGCUGGUGCUGGGGGUACUGGAGCUGCCGGAGCUGGUGGUGCUGCUGGUGCUGGCGGUGCUGAAGGUGCUGGAGGUGCUGGAGCUGCUGGUCCUAGAGGUGCUCGUAGUGGAGGUACUCGAGCUGCUGGAGCUAGUGGUGCUGCUGGUGCUCGGGGUGCUGGAGGUGCUGGAGCUCGAGGCGCUGGAGCUAGAGUCACUGAAGCUGGAGGCGCUGGAGCUGGAGGCCGUGGCGCUGGAGGUGCUGGCGCUGGGGGCGCUCGAGCUGACCGUACUGGUUCUUGGUCUCCCAUCUUCUACUUACUCCUCCCUUUCUGUGUCCACCGCCUGA